AUGCCUGACACGUUGUCAGACAAGAAGACCGCAGAGCUUGAGCUCGCAGCGUUGGAUAACCCUUGGGUGAGCAAGAAGCCUGAGAAACCGAUUCGAUGGAUAAUGCUGAGUCCAAUCAUAUGGGCAGGGAUAUUACCCAUGGCACGAAUUGUAUCGGGAGAGAAUCGAGUGUUAAGAAACCGAGUGUUUGCGGGGUGCGGCGUGGCGGCCCUAGCACACUCAUACUUCCUAACUCUCACUAAUGACGGCUUCCAUUGA
Molecule: messenger RNA, 258 nt
Organism: Sphaeroforma arctica JP610
Lineage: Eukaryota; Ichthyosporea; Ichthyophonida
Exons: 2
Coding region: 1-258 (85 amino acids)
Source: RefSeq, a predicted model, not a curated record